CUUGAUUCCUGAAUCAUCAUCACCAGUGCUUGAUAAACGCGUUCCUUCAGUUUUCUUUAAUUCAUUUACUCCCCGUUUAUUUACCGUCUUGAUUACGCCAAGAGUCUUUUAUUUUAUUUAAAUAUUCUUUACUACGUAGUUUUCUUUGCCAGUUUUGAAGAUAAGUUAUAAUGUCGCUGAAUCUUUCUCCCGAAGAACAUAAUGGGUUCGAUCAGCUCUUUAAGAUUGCCGACAAACAAGAUAUUGGUGUACUCACCGGUGAAGAAGCCGUUCCCUUUCUUGAAAAGUCAGGAUUGGUUCCUCAAGUAUUGGGUCAGAUUUGGCAAAUUGCAGAUUCAGAGAACCGAGGCUUCUUAACGUUCUCUGCAUUCAGCGUAGCCAUGAGACUUAUUGCCCUCGCCCAAGAAAAGCGGGCUUUCGAUUACAGAAACCCGGGUAAAAUACCAUAUUUUUCAAAUGUUCAACUAUCUAACAUUGAUUCUUCCUCCAUCGUACAACCUUUCGGUUCUAGCGCAUCCACAGCCCCAGCAUCCGUACGUUCAAAUUCCACAGGAAGCAUCCCUUUGCCCCCCAUAGCUCCCGAAGAAAUAAAUAGGUACCAAAAAAUGUAUACCACCGUAUGCUCAGCUGACUCACUAAUGGAUGGUGAACGAGCUAGUUCCAUAUUUGGCCGUGCUCCGUUGAGCACUGAGGUCCUUGCUCAGAUUUGGAACCUUGUCGACACUCAUAAACGAGGUGCUUUAGACAUUCGUGAGUUUAACACAGGGAUGCAUUUGGUCAAUCUUUUACUUAAUGGAACUUUGAAAACUCUCCCACCAGCCAUUCCCCCCUCAUUUAUUGCAUCAGCCGUUUUGUCAAUGCCUGCUUCGUCUGCCCAAUCGCCUCCUGCUCAGAAUUCUAUGAGGACUCCUAAUAUCGCUCCUCCUGCCGACCCUUGGAGUAUUCCACCUCAAGACAUUAACAAUUUCUGUCAACUCUUUUAUAAUGUUGAUAAAACACGAAAGGGCUAUAUAUCCGGUUCUGAGGCCUAUUCUUUUUUCCUUGCUUCUAAACUCCCUGAAGAUGUUUUAGCCCAGAUUUGGGAUUUAAGCGAUACCAAUAGCUCGGGUAAAUUAAAUCUGGGUGAAUUUUGCAUUGCCCUUUUUUUAAUUAAAAUGAAACUCCAAGGAAAAGAACUGCCAUCCGAGUUGUCUCCUUCUACUUUGACGUCCGUUUCCCCCCUCAUGCAGCAUAAUUCUCCAGUUGUUUCUCCUCAGUCUACGAGUCAACCUACUGUGCAAGCAUCUACUACUCAGUCGAAAACGGUUCAACCAAUCCGAACUAGUUCAGGAACGGAGGAUUUGUUAAGUUUAGAUCAGGUUAGCUUCUCCCCCUCUCCACAACCUCAACGUCCUUCGAGCGAUUCAAAGCCUCAGCCUAACCAAGAAAUUUCUCAAAAAUAUCCAUACAACACUCAGCCUUUGCAAGCAGCCCAUACUUCUGGACUUGUGGCUUCCCCCACUUCAGCGGCUUCCCCAUUGUCAGGAUUUAUUCCUCAAUCUAAUUUUGGCCAGUCGAUAGCUAAGGUCAAUAUGGAUAAAAGUAAUGUAUCGUCUACUACUGGCACUUCUCAAGUAGCUGCUCCUGUACCGCAAAUGCCAUCUAAUGAACAUACGAAAGCAGCAGCUGAGUUACCGAAAUUGGAAGCACAGCUACAGCAAGCUACCGACAGUAACAGAAAAUUGGAACAGGAAUCUAAAGCCAUCUCCGAUAGCCAUAGUGACAUUCAAACAAAGCUGAGUGAAAUAAGAAGAGCCUAUAAUGAAGAAUUGGCAAAGACCAAGCAGAUUACUUCAGAAACUGAUGCCAAACGUCUACAAACUCAGCAAAUGAAGAAAGAUUAUGGAAUUCUAGAGGCUACCAUGGAAGCUUUAAAGAAACAAAAUGAUGAGAAAAGAGUUGCUAUUGAGGAAGCUCAUGCUGAUCUUGAAGCUGCUACCACAAUGUUGGACAAUGCCAACGCUUCAGUUCAAGCUUUAAAGAAUGAUAUCGCUAAUCAAGAACAGAGCCUGACGAAUUUGCAUAAAGAACUUGAUGCAGUUACUCAGCAAUUAGUCAAUUUGGAUAGGGAAAAUAAGUCACUUAGUCAGAAGAAAGAGGGUUUGUCGUUGAAUAUAAGUAAUUCUGAAAGAGAGUUAUCUACUUCAAAAAAUGAGCUAGAGAGUCAAACGAAAAACCGAACCAAGAAUAUAUCUCCAUCCCGAGAAUUGCCAAAUUCUACGCAUGGUGAAGAAGCCUUGCCAUCCCCUUUAACAAAAAUAGAUGAAAAAGCUAAAGAAGGACUUCAUAACGGCCAAUCUUUACAGCAAUCAAAUAAUUUAUUUGAAGGCCCCCUAAGGGAUGUUCGUUCUCCUUCAAUAAACUCUACUGCAUCUUCUAGUAUUUCAAAAAAUCCUUUCCAUAGGUUGAAAUACUCAGAAAAUACUUCUCCUGUGUCUAACUUCUGGGAAAAUGAGUUUGCCUCUACUGUUUUCCCUCACAAUGCAUCUAAGGAUACUUCAUUGUAUACUAAUCCAACAAGCCAAACUCCCAGCUUGGAUACUGAGAUGAGAUAUUCUCUCAAACCGGAAUCUUCAUUCGGUGAAAAUAAUAACUAUCCGGAAUUAUCUAGCUUUGUUUCUCAACGUGGAUCCCCAGUUUCAUCUGACAUGGCUAAAUUGACACAAUCGAAUGAGGAUGUUCCAGCGCUCUCAGAGAAUUCUGAGAACCGCUUGGGAUAUAAGCCUCCUGUUCCUCCUUCUCGUCGCGAAAAGAGUGCUUCUUCAAAAUCAGCUGAAGAAGAGUUUCCUCCUAUACAAUUUAAUGAACCAGAGGAAGAGAGUUCUGAUGAUGAUGAUGAGCAGAAAAAAACCGUCCGCAGAUUUUCUAGUACUCCUUUUGAGAAUAGUGACGAACAUCUGAAAGCAUCCACGGCUACGCACGUAGAACAUGAACCUCAUCAUCCAAUUUCGCAUUUUCCUACAUUGAAUAAUAGUUACCCCGAAAUAGAGAAUGUGAAUCAGCAACAUAGCUUUUAUGUUGGGGACUCAAGUGACUCGAAUAGACCUUUUGACUUUGAAACAGCUAACGAAUCGGAUAAUGAAGAACCUAGUUCUCAACCUCUCCCAGUGGCAAGCGAUUCUACAGAGGAUGCUUUUAAUGUUGAUGAGUUCUCAAACGAUUUCCAACAUCUUCAAGCUGCUGAAGUCAAUGAUGAAGAAGAUCAUGACGCUUUUGAGAACGGGGAAAGUAAGGUCAUGAACAUAAACAAAUUUCCGUAAGAAGACCUAUCUAUUUUCAUUUAGCUAAUUUAGUUUUACUUAUUCAAGCUGAAUAUAUGAUACUUUUGAUUUUGAUAGUUAUAUGCUACUGAAAUUACAGCUUUUGAU
Messenger RNA from Schizosaccharomyces octosporus yFS286, 3407 nucleotides. Its product is annotated as EPS15 repeat family actin cortical patch component. Gene Ontology annotation, biological process: endocytosis; endosomal transport. NCBI's taxonomy places the organism in Eukaryota, Fungi, Ascomycota, Schizosaccharomycetes, Schizosaccharomycetales, Schizosaccharomycetaceae. Gene Ontology annotation, molecular function: calcium ion binding; protein binding. The transcript is spliced from 2 exons. The record is from RefSeq and is a predicted model, not a curated record. Bases 171 to 3299 code for a protein of 1042 amino acids. Gene Ontology annotation, cellular component: plasma membrane; cytoplasm.